AGCAAAUCCAUGAGAGUUUAUGCUCAAAGUGGACAAUAUCAUACCAUUGUGGAGAGUUGUGAUUCUUAACAACCUCAUGGUUUGCAACUCGAUGGUUGAUGCUUAUUGCAAAACCUGUUGCUUUUAUUUAGCUUGCCAGCUCUCCAAGCAAAUGAUAAUUUAAGACACAGUGACCUUCAGUGCCUUAAUGACAGAUUAUUCAAAUGAGGGGUUGAUGGAAGAAGCAAUCAAAUUCUGUGUCGUGUAGUGCUUUAAUCUUAGCUUAUGCACAAAAUAUCAUUUCAGCAGAUGAUUCAGUCACUGUGGUUUUGUUGAAGAAGCUCUUUGGCACUUCAAUUCCAUGACUCAAAUUUAUGAAGUCACUCCAAAGAGGGAACACUAUGCAUCGAUGGUUGAUGUAUUGUGUCAAAAUAGAGGAUUUGAUGAAGCCGAGAAGUUGAUGGCCCAAAUGCCAUUUGAGUCUGAUGUGAUUAUGUGGUUUAACUCAUGCAGAAGUCAUAAGAAUCAUAAGUUGACUAAGGAAGCAGCGAAUCAGCUUUUUAAUAUGGAAGAGUUUCGAGAUGCUUGUCGUUAUAUCAACCUGUCUAAUAUUUAUGCUGUAGCUGGUCAGUGGGACAAUGUUUCAAAGGUCAAGAAGGUGAUGAGGGACCGAGGGGUUAGUAAGGUCCCAGCCUAUAGUUGGGUUGGAAUCAAACAUCAGACUCAUGUAUUCUCAGCGACUGAUAAAUCACAUCCCCCGACGAAGAAGAUUUUGGGGAAGAUUGAUGCAUUGACGAUGCAGAUGGAUAAGAAAGGAUAUAAACCAGACAUAACUUGGGCCCUUCAUGACAUGGAUAAGGAUAUCACCAUUGAGUUUCUUUAAUACCGCAGCAGAUGCUUAUCAAUUGCAUUUGCUCUACUCGACACACCAGACGGGUCACCAAUAGUUUUAAUGAAAAAUUUGUGAGCGCGAGACUAUCAUGCUGCAAAUUGCAAUCAAGGUGAUCUCACAGAUUGUUAUAAGGGAAAUUACUGUAGAGAUUUGAGUAGGAUUGAUCAUUUUAAAGAUGGUUUUUGCUCCUGUAAGGAUUAUUGUUGACCAUAAAAUCUCUAGAUGAACAGUCUAGAUUGUCGUCAAAACAAUCAAUUUAUGCAAUCAUUCUACAGACAAACGUAGAGCUGCUUAUCUACGGUAAGUGUUGUUUCCUCAUGCUGUGUUAUUGAAAAAUUCCAUUUAAUUGGUUGGUUGAGAAAAGUUUGUAAGAUGGUACUCUUAACAAUUUAUCCAUCAACUGAUUCUUCAUAUAAGCUUAAGGUUUUGUUUCAUUUGA
Molecule: messenger RNA, 1310 nt
Organism: Cucurbita moschata (crookneck pumpkin)
Lineage: Eukaryota; Viridiplantae; Streptophyta; Magnoliopsida; Cucurbitales; Cucurbitaceae
Product: putative pentatricopeptide repeat-containing protein At2g01510
Exons: 1
Coding region: 341-862 (173 amino acids)
Biological process (GO): RNA modification
Molecular function (GO): RNA binding; protein binding
Source: RefSeq, a predicted model, not a curated record